AUGUUUCCGUUCAAGUCUGACUCACACCGUCAGAUGUUCUGCAAUAUGCUUAAAUUACAAAUAAAAUCUAAUAUUUUAAAGAGAUUCGGUGGUAUGGGCCAAGAAGAAUGCAGAAUAAUGAAGUCAAAAUCCUUUAAGGAGUUCCUCAAUGUGUGGGCCAACUCAAUUAUAAACAAGCUUCCAAAAGAAUUAGAAUCGCACGCCAAGUAUGUAAAUUCACAGAUAAAUUAUGUUUCUGAGGAAGUUCUAGGGCUUUCAUCAGUGAAGGAUAUGAUUGAUAGGAACAAGCCUAUUAAAUGGCUCAUAGACAGAAUAAACAGCAAUUCAGAUAAUGUUCCAAAACCAUAUUUCCCCUCAGUGUUAAGGAACUCCAUGAUUCAAUUCCCCUUCAAGCACACCGAUAUUCAAAAAUCAAGAGAUUUAUAUGGCCUUCUUAAGUUCCCAUUCUACAAACUUUCCACGAGUAUCUAUGCAGACUCUACUGAGUCGUUCAAAGGGUUAGUUGAACCGAAAACUUCAAGUUCACCUCCUGAAGAGGAAGAGGAGCUCAGUGAAUCCCACGCUAAAUCGAGUUUUGAAACCAAAAAUAAAGAUGAUGAAGUCCAAUUUUCUUCAUCUAAUUAUAUUUACUCACCCAGUGAGCUCGAAACUGGUUUAAGGCAAUAA
Molecule: messenger RNA, 666 nt
Organism: Theileria annulata
Lineage: Eukaryota; Apicomplexa; Aconoidasida; Piroplasmida; Theileriidae
Exons: 2
Coding region: 1-666 (221 amino acids)
Source: RefSeq, a predicted model, not a curated record